GAGUUUUCAGCAGCUAAUGUUAAGGAUAACUAUAUAUUUCCCCAUGAACUACUAGGUCUUGAAACAGGGUCUACUCGAAAGGACUUACAUUCUAGCAUCCCAAGUCGACACUUUUCUGAAUGCAGUAUGGGUUUCAAGUCACUAAAAAUUCUUAAUUUGCGACAUGUUAAUGUGGAUGGAGAAGUUCUUGAGUACUUAUUAAUGAACUGUCCAGUCGAAAGAAUAUCAGUGGUGGCAGCCAAAAAUCUGGUUGAUUUAAGAGUUGUUAGUCCAUCCAUUGGAUGGAAGUAUUUGGCAAUAGAAAAUUGUCCUGACCUCAAAACCAUUGAGAUAUGUAAUGCAGACAUUGUUUCAUUUACUUACAUUGGAGUUGCUAUAAACCUGCUUCUGAGUAAUGUACCUUUGCUUGCUGAGGUAUCCAUUACUGAGCUCGAGAUUGAGAGCAACAACUUUUUUGAUUCUAUAACUAUAUCCGUAGAGCUUCCCUUCACCCAACUCUCAUGCUAUCUUUCUCAGCUGAAGUAUCUCACGAUGGAUAUCAGUGAAGCGGUCUACAAUCAGGAUUAUGUGUUUCCUAUAUUAGCAAAUCUCAAGUAUUUGGAAUUAAUAUGUGAACCACAUUAUGCGUCCUCUCUUCGUUAUUUGACUUCUUUCAUGAAGGCAUCUCCUUACUUGCAGAGACUUGUGUUGAAGAUGAAUAUCAUCACAUCCUGGUUGGAGGAGAUGGGAAUAGGAAAAACAGACAUGGAGGAGAUUGUGACAACAGAGCAAAUGGAGACUCUUGCCAAAUGCUCUCAUCAUGAGCUCAGAGUAAUAGAAAUAGUUGGGUAUCGUGCUCGUAGAUUCGCUGCUAAACAUGUCAUGCUUUUAUUAAAGAAUGUUGUUGCACUGGAGAAACUUAUUAUUGAUCCUGUCCGGCAUCGGUCUCGUGGGCCGAGUAUGGUGAAGGAAGAUAUUGAUGAGGAAAUGAAGGCGAGAAAUCAUGCUAUGAAACACCUUAAGAAAAUUGUUCCUUCAACUGUAAACUUUGUAUGCCUGUAGUAAUUAAGUGUAGUGUCUAAAUGGUGUUUGUAUUCCAAACAUUAUGGUUUGUGCAAACAAGCUCGAGUUGAGAAUAUAUGGUCUUUCAUUAGAAAAUAAAAUGGAUCUAUUCUUUGUCUCAUGCUU
Messenger RNA from Rosa rugosa (rugosa rose), 1167 nucleotides. RefSeq lists its product as uncharacterized. Lineage: Eukaryota; Viridiplantae; Streptophyta; Magnoliopsida; Rosales; Rosaceae. The record is from RefSeq and is a predicted model, not a curated record. The transcript is spliced from 3 exons. Bases 127 to 1041 code for a protein of 304 amino acids.